Molecule: messenger RNA, 906 nt
Organism: Lodderomyces elongisporus
Lineage: Eukaryota; Fungi; Ascomycota; Pichiomycetes; Serinales; Debaryomycetaceae
Gene: mrpl22
Product: mitochondrial 54S ribosomal protein uL22m
Exons: 1
Coding region: 1-906 (301 amino acids)
Biological process (GO): translation
Cellular component (GO): mitochondrial large ribosomal subunit; ribosome
Molecular function (GO): structural constituent of ribosome
Source: RefSeq, a predicted model, not a curated record
AUGAACAGGUGGACGACGCUAGCUAGGCCGUUUUUCAGGCUGAAUACGGCUUCUUUUGCACAAUUUAGAUGCAUAUCAAACACACGGGUAUGCCACAACAAUCCAUUUGGAAAACUUACAAGCACAACCGCAGAUGAAUCAGUUUCAAAUGACUCUGCCAAGUCACCAAAUACCAAUACGCCAGCAAAGGCAACUAGUUCUGAGAUUAGAAAUAAGGAUGGAGAUAUCGAUGUGAAUUUGAUCACGCCGCAGAAUGAUGAGCAAUUAAUUGAAUACUACAAGAAACAAGCUGAAGAGGACCGUUCGAGAAGGAUUGAGAGUCUUGUUCAUCCUUUGAAAGUACAGCUUUAUGAUAAAGUUGUUGAAGCAAAUGGGUUUUUCAAAAAUGGCCAAACUGUGACCCAUGAAGGUUGUGCUUAUAAACUUCAUUUGACUGAUGAAGAGCUUGAGGUGUUGGAGCCUUCGAUAUUUAUUGAGUCGCUUCGUAUCAAGUCAUCGAUGAAAAAGGCUACUGUUGUCAAUCGGUUUGUGCGUAAGAUGGAUGUCAAAACGGCUAUAACACAACUCCACUUUAAUCACAAGAAGAUGGCUACUGAGUUGGAGAAAUUGUUGAAGCAAGGUUUGGAAAAGGCGCGUCAAAUGGGAUACGAUGAGGAUAAGCUUUAUAUUGCUAGGUUGUGGACUGGUAGUGAUGGUGAAUGGAGGAAAAGAUUGGAUAUUAAAGGUAGAGGUAGACACGGUAUAAUCCAACACAGGUAUGUGCAUUUGAAAGCGGUAUUGAAAACAGAGCAGACUAAAAAGAGACUCGCGUGGGAGAAGAAGCAAAAGGAGAUUGCUAGAAAGCCAGAGAUGCCUUUGAAUAACGAACCUUUGAACUUGAGUGUGAGGCCAUGGUACAAGUGGUAG